Molecule: messenger RNA, 2465 nt
Organism: Anopheles cruzii
Lineage: Eukaryota; Metazoa; Arthropoda; Insecta; Diptera; Culicidae
Gene: T48
Exons: 2
Coding region: 503-1717 (404 amino acids)
Source: RefSeq, a predicted model, not a curated record
CCGGAAAACCCCAGGCCGCGAGGGUUCGUUUGGGCGCGAGCGCGCGCGCGGAGAAAGAACCAAUUUAAUUGAAUUCCCUUUCGAUGGGAAACGUGCCGUGAGGCGAGGCAGAAAAAGGGCCGCUCGGUUUCUGUUUGUGAGUGCAACUAAUCUGCGGUAAUUCUGCCCCAGUUCGUGAGCGGCGAAGGCAACAGAUUCAGCGUGCACCGCGCUAGCAGCUAGUGUUUGGGUUCGCCGUUGUCAUAAUACGCAAUCAGGACGAUCAAUCCAGCCGUCGGUCCGGUGCGUUGUGCAUUAUCAGUCGGUGGAAGUUUGCUCGAAAAGUCCACCAUCGGCAGAAUCUGUCCGGGGCCGGAGAGCAACCGGCUUGAGCUGAAUACUGUCUGCGAAAAAAGGUGCCAGGAUUGAAGAACCCGGACGGCAGGGGGCUAUCGGGUGCGAUCGGCACCGCACCGUUCCCUUGAACCUGUCGGGCAACGAAGAAGCCAAAGUGAGACAGAUCAUGGCCACCGCUCCGCUGGUGCUACUGUUGGCGUCGAUCGCCUUGUGCUGGUGUCCGCUGCUGCUGGCCGGUGCAUCGGCCGAACAUCAUAACACGUCACACACGAAAGACUGUUCCCGGUUUCAUCAGCAGUGCGUUCGCUGCACGGACACGGCAUGCAUCAAGUGCACCGACCUGCUGCAGCUCGACACGGGCGAGUGCUUGAGCGAGUGCCCGGCGGGCUAUGCGGCCCAGUGGUCCACCACAUCCGAGGUGAUGGGUCGCGUUUGUCUGCCGGUCGGCAUGUCCGGUUCGUUGCUGGCCGCGGUAGCCGGAAUCGCGGCCGGAGCCGUGCUGUGCGUCAUGCUGGUCAUCAGCGCGAUGGCGAUCAUGAGACGCCGUCAGAAACGCAAGAAGUACCGCGAAUCGUUCAUCGACGAGAACAUCGAUCGGCUGGAGUUCCUGCGCCAGCUGGACGAGUUGCGCCCGCAGGCCGAGUACUUUCUGCAGAUGCUCAACGAUACGCGGCGCCAGAUCCGGAAGCUGCACCUGGCCGGAGACAGUACCGGUGCCGCUACCUACCACCCGGUGGUACGCGAUCUCGCCAAAAUCCUCAUCCUGCUCAACAAGCCGAUCGAGCUGAUCAAUGCGCCACCCCAUGACUGGCAGCGACUGUACGUCUGGGCCGAGCGGGUUCUCGAUCGCUACAAACCGGAACUGGCGCAGUUGAUCGAGUUUCUGCAGCAACCAGCCACAGCGCACUCGCCGUCAGCGUCCGAUCGUCGACUCGGUUCGUCGGACCACUCGACGUUUAAGGCGGCGUUCCAUCUGCAGCAGCAGCAGCAAGCCGGAAGCGGCGGCGGGAUGGUGGGAGCGGCUCACAGCACCAACGAGAGUGACCUGUCGCCCAGCCUGAGCCGCAAGAACGAGCGCAAUCUGCUGCAGCCGGAGCUGAUCCAGCUGCAGAAGCAUCGCACCUUGCCGACGAUGCAAACGACGCACCAUUUCCUGGGGUCGCUCAUCAGUCUGCACGAGUUCGACGAACGGUCGUCCCACACGACCGAUACUAGCUCGAACCAUCACUCCACCGGUGGCAGCAAUCCGUUCGACGAUACGUUCGAUCACGUGCGCACCUACCUAUCGACGUCCGGUAUGAACGACAGUUCGCUCUGGCUGCAGGACGAGUUCUUCAAGCUGGGUUUCCGACCGCAGGACGAAAUCACGACCGAACUGUAGCCCUCAGUCCGGGGACUUUCAAACCACCAUUCCAGUGCAAAUUAUGAACAGCGAACGCCCCACCAAUCGGGAUUCAAUAGGAACAGGAACAGGGAUCCCCGUAGGAUAGCGGUGUGGGCCCAAGAUGGGCGGAGUAGUUCGUGGGACCACCGUGGGCACAUCGGUCAAUAACAGGGAGAUAGAGACAGAUACACACUGUACUAGUCAGCUUCUAGCAGGUUCAGAUAGAUGAGGGUGCAUGAUCCCUCUGAGCCCCAGGGUAUCGACCGCUAGAACGAAGGAUCGGUGCUACGUCGUCGUACCCCGAGCGGUUGGUGGCUAAGCGAUGUAAAAUAAAUUUAAAAUGUUAAUACACCAAUUGCUUAUGUGUCCUCCGGGAGCGAAGACAGCAUGGUUAGCAUAACAGCAUCGUAAGGGCGCGCGUAGCUAUAUUCAGCGUACUAUUUAUCAGUUCUCUGCGCCAAAGUGAGUCCAUCCAAAGGGAGUUAACUGGCGUUUUGUUAUGCAAACGUUUGGUCAAUGGAAUCAAUCAUUUCUGUUUUCUUCUAAUCUUAGAAAGUGUACAGAGAUCAAGUAUUUUACGGAAGAAAAAUUUGCUCUUCAGUACCACUGUACGGAAACAAAUGUCGUCUUCUCUACGGUCCGGAGGUGCUAUUUGAAGAAAAGCGGUAAAAACUGGCGAAGCGAGGUGCUUGUGAAUAAGGACAGUAGUAAUAAAACCGUAUUAUUCUUAUAAAAAGGCAAAAGU